AUGGGUAACUCAGGUCUCAAACAACAUAUAGAAACCGCUCAAAAAACGGGAGUUCUCAAGUUAUCUCAAGGGAAACUAAACGAAUUUCCACCAGGUUUCAAACAACUGGAAAGCAGUCUCCGAACUUUGGACAUAUCAGACAACAAAUUCGUAAUUUUACCUAACGAAAUAAGUAGAUUCAUGCAAUUAAGACACUUAAAUUUGAGUAAAAAUAGAUUGGCAAAGAUUCCUGAUUGUAUAGGUGCCCUAACUAAAUUAGAAAUAUUAAACGCGAGUCACAACAAUCUAACAACUUUACCUAGAACAUUAUCAAAUUUAAUACAUUUGAAACAGGUGAAUUUAAGUGAUAAUCACAUCAAGGAGUUCCCGUUGAUGUUUUGCGGUCUCAAACAUCUCGAUGUGCUAGAUUUAAGUAGAAACGAAAUAACAUCAAUCGGUCCGGAAGUAUCUGGUUUGAACGUCACCGAGCUUAACUUGAAUCAGAAUCAAAUAGCGCACGUUUCGGGGCAAAUAGCCGAUUGUCCGAGAUUGAAAACGUUGAGAUUAGAAGAAAAUUGUUUGCAGUUAACGGCUAUUACCCCUAAAAUACUGGGGGAAUCGAAAAUAUCGAAUUUAUCCCUUGACGGUAAUCUGUUUAAAACCACGCAGUUAUCUGACGUGAACGGGUACGAUGCUUACAUGGAAAGAUUUACCGCUGUGAAAAAGAAAUUGUUUUAA
Diorhabda sublineata is the source of this 717-nucleotide messenger RNA. Its product is annotated as leucine-rich repeat-containing protein 57. The record is from RefSeq and is a predicted model, not a curated record. Gene Ontology annotation, molecular function: protein binding. Lineage: Eukaryota; Metazoa; Arthropoda; Insecta; Coleoptera; Chrysomelidae. The transcript has a single exon. The coding region runs from base 1 to 717 and encodes 238 amino acids.